Molecule: messenger RNA, 1457 nt
Organism: Uranotaenia lowii
Lineage: Eukaryota; Metazoa; Arthropoda; Insecta; Diptera; Culicidae
Gene: Csas
Product: N-acylneuraminate cytidylyltransferase
Exons: 2
Coding region: 229-1032 (267 amino acids)
Molecular function (GO): N-acylneuraminate cytidylyltransferase activity
Source: RefSeq, a predicted model, not a curated record
UCCCAUUGCAAUAAACUAUGCCAGUCGCGGUUGCUCGCGUAAUAUUCCGGCUCAAUAGAAAUUUUAUUCAAUCUCCCUCAUCCGGAGCGUGCCGGUUCAGCUGGGCUGAUCAGACUGAUAUCACCAGAGAACAUCAAAUGAAGCGAGCGAGGGAUGUGUGUAAUCCACUUUAGAACAUUCGAAGGGUUUGGUUAGUCUUAUCGGAGUCGCGUCCUCUAGCAGCGGACAAUGUGGUUGUUGUCGUUUCGAAUAGGAGUUGUUGGUCUUUUCCUGUUGCAAUUGGUCUUUGCAGGUCAAUGCGAACCGAAAUCGAAAUGUUCUAGGAAGCUAUCCAAUUCCGUUAGUCGUAGCAGCCUUACGGCAUUAGUUCUUGCUCGGGGUGGCUCGAAAGGCAUCCCGCUGAAGAAUUUGGCACAGAUCGGAGAUGGGCGAUCGUUGCUUAGUCGAACGCUCAAAGUUUUGGUAGAAUUCGAACGUUUCAAUACCGUUUGGGUGUCAACCGACGAUCCACGAAUUAUAUCCGAUGUAAAGAAUCAUUUCCCGAACGGUAGUCUUGUGCGGGUGCAUUAUCGCUCACCGGAAACUUCGCAAGACGAUACUACCUCGAUAGAUUCGGUUUUGGAGUUCCUGUCUAAGCACCCGGAGGUUGAGAAUCUAGCCCUGGUACAGUGUACUUCACCGUUCUUGAGAACGAUUUAUCUGGAAGAUGCGUUCAAGAAGUUUCAUCGGGGUAAAAAGGAUUGCGUUUUCAGUGCGGUUAGAAGCUACAAGCUUAGGUGGAAAGAAUCGGUCGACGAUAUGAUCAUACCAGUGAAUUUCAACCCAGAUAAACGACCUCGUCGACAGGACUGGACCGGUGAACUGGUAGAAACGGGCAUGUUCUAUUUUGCGCGCAAGAGCUUGUUGAUGCAAGGACGAUUUCAGAACGAUAACUGUGGUAUUGUGGAGAUCGACUACCGAGAUGCGCUGGAGAUCGAUUCCGGCUAUGACUUGGAGCUAGCGAAAAUGAUUGUACAAAACGGUGGCCAAUAAAAACUGAUCUAGUUGGUUGACUAUUUCGGUCGAAAAAAAAUCCUCAAUCGACAAUCAGAGGAUAAAUCACUCUUUCAAUGUACACAUUAAGGACAGUGAAGAAAUCCAAGCCAGAAAAUACCGAUAUUCGGCAUUUUGUAUCUCAAAAACCUCUAUACCAAAUUCCAAAAAUUAAGUAUAUUUGUGUUACAGAAAGGCUUAUGUUCAAUUUUUUAGGAUUUAAUUCAAUGAUAAAAUUUGUAAUAUUCGGGUAAUGCUUCUGAGUGUAGCAUAUUCGCGGCAAGCGAAAAAACGAUAUACAUAUUUCGUAUUUGGUCCGCAGUGUGUUAAGGAAUUUUUUUUAUCAUUCUGUUGUAGUAAGCGGUGAUAACCGAUGACAUUUAUAGUUGAAAAUAAAUUUUACUAUUCUAUUCCUAACCAUCAAA